AUGACGGGCGUUGUUGUCCCAGCUCCAACGGGGCUCAACUGGGCCGUGGGGCAUGACGGGAGCCACAGUCUCCCUCUCCCCGUUCCGAGCCGGCUCAUGCCCCCAGCCCGCCCUCGGCCCCGGCCGUCCUGCCGCGGUCUCUCCUCCGCCCGGCUCUGGCUGUACUGGCAGUGGCGCUGCUGGGCGGGGAUCAGUGCCUGGUGCGGCAUCGCCUCCCUUUGGCUCCGCCUGUCCCGGCCCCGGCCCCGGCCCCGGCCCCGGCCCCGGCCCCGGCCCCGGCCCCGGCCCCGGCCCCGGCCCCGGCUGCUCCGGGAACCCGCAGAGCGCACACAGGGCGCGGCCGCUCCCGCCGCCUCCGUUGGGGCUUCCCCGGCCCGAGCUCCGCCGCUCGGCAGCGCGGCCGCUGGCCCCGAGCCGCCGCUGUCGCGUUCCAAAGAGCGAACGCCAGGGGCUGCCCGGCCCGGGACGGCUGAGGGGCGCUCGGGGCCCGUGUCUGGCCCCGGGCCGAGCGCUGACAGCCGCGUCUCGCCGGCAGGGAAGGUGGAGCACGGCAUUAAGGAGCGCUACCAGCUCGGUUCGCUGCUGGGGCGCGGCGGCUUCGGCAGCGUCCGGGCGGCGACGCGGCUCUCGGACGGCGCCCCGGUGGCCAUCAAAAGGGUGCCACGGAACCGCGUCCGACACUGGGGUGAGCUGCCCGACGGCACCAGCGCACCAAUGGAGAUCGUGCUCCUGGACAAGGUGUCCACUGGCUUCCCUGGUGUUGUCCAGCUGCUGGAGUGGCUUGAGCUCCCCAGCGAGAUCCUGAUGGUGCUGGAGCGCCCGGAGCGGUGUCAGGACCUCCGUCAUUUCAUUCGGGCACGGGGGUUCCUGUCCGAGGAGGUGGCGCGGCAGCUGUUCGGCCAGGUGCUGGAGGCCGUGCAGCACUGCACCAGCUGCGGAGUCCUGCACAGGGAUGUCAAACCGGAGAACAUCCUCGUUGACCUGGCCAGCGGGCAGGCAAAACUGAUUGAUUUUGGCUGUGGCACCUACCUGCAGGACACAGCCUACACUCACUUUGCAGGAACACGGUCCUACAGCCCCCCGGAAUGGACCCGCUUUGGCUGGUACUAUGGCAAGCCAGCUACCAUCUGGUCCCUGGGCAUCCUGCUGCACCAGAUGGUCUGUGGGAAGCACCCUUUCAGGAGGGGCCGGAACAUCAGCUGGAACCAUCAGCUCUCACUGCCACAACGGCUCUCUCAAGACUGCCAAGAUCUGAUCAAAAGGUGUUUAUCCAUGCUCGACAUAGAAAGGCCCUCAUUAGAAGACCUGCUUUGUGACCCUUGGAUGCAGCAAAUUCACGAAGUGUUCCAGGUGGGGUCCAGUGUGGAUCAGGAGGUGCUUGGGACCAGCUGCGGUGUGGACGGGCCGUGCGCUUGGAGAAGGCUGAGGACAUCGUUUGGGACCAGCUUUUCUGCCAGCAGCGAUGGCAUGAGGUACCUGGGCCCUUCCAGGGGCGGCUGCCCCAUACAGGAAGCUGGAGAGAUGCUGGGAAAGGGGGCUGGAUCCAUAUUGCAGAGGAAGAUGAAGGUGGCUCAGUGUGUGCUCAGUGUGGCCCUGCUCUUCUCCAUCCUGCUGUGCCCCCUGACACAGGCCAAGAUGGAUUUAGACAAUGUUGUGAUCCUGAAGACGCCGCUGGCCAAGUCCCACAAGGCCCAGUCCACAUCAAACCUUUGUUACCCUUUCCAGGCACUUCUGCAAGGGAUGGAAAAUGAUCUCUGGGAGGUCUUCUCACGGACCCUCUUCUUUUCUCCUGCCUCCCACUCCAGCCCAGCAGCCCUCAGUGCAUCUCUAAUAAGUCCUUUUAGUCCCCAGCCCUGUAUGGCUGAAAAGCUGCUCCUGGACACCUACUCACAGAGUUGUGAAAAAAAUCCCCCGGCCACUGGCUUCCAAGAAAAGAAGGAGUGUGAAAGCAACGUGACUGACACUUUUCAGUCUCUGUGUUCAUUCUACACCCGUGGGUACAAAGACAUCAUGGAAACCCUGGCACAGAGAGACCCUUCAGUCCAUGGUGACAGCAUGAGAUCCUAA
This is a messenger RNA of Cinclus cinclus, 2067 nucleotides long. RefSeq names its product serine/threonine-protein kinase pim-2-like. The transcript has 17 exons. Gene Ontology annotation, molecular function: protein serine/threonine kinase activity; ATP binding. Gene Ontology annotation, cellular component: cytoplasm. Bases 1 to 2067 code for a protein of 688 amino acids. Lineage: Eukaryota; Metazoa; Chordata; Aves; Passeriformes; Cinclidae. The record is from RefSeq and is a predicted model, not a curated record. Gene Ontology annotation, biological process: protein autophosphorylation.